Necator americanus (New World hookworm) is the source of this 264-nucleotide messenger RNA. RefSeq lists its product as uncharacterized. The record is from RefSeq and is a predicted model, not a curated record. Bases 1 to 264 code for a protein of 87 amino acids. NCBI's taxonomy places the organism in Eukaryota, Metazoa, Nematoda, Chromadorea, Rhabditida, Ancylostomatidae. The transcript has 4 exons.
AUGGCUGCUACACGAUCGCCACACCACCAGGCAUGCAGCGUGGUGAUCCCCAUACUCUGUCUUUUGUGUUACGUAACAAACUGGUGUGCGGAAGUGAAGCGAAUUUGGCGAGCAGGCCGAUCCACCGAUGAGGAGCUGGUGAAGCUGAAUCCGAGGAGUGUCCAAGUAUCUAUCUCCGAAUCGGGUACUCCAAUUGUGUCCGUUCAGCCUGUCACGCCUCAUCGAAAGCCGGUCCUGUUCAAAGGUGCCACAUCAGUUGCCUGA